Molecule: messenger RNA, 1967 nt
Organism: Heterocephalus glaber (naked mole-rat)
Lineage: Eukaryota; Metazoa; Chordata; Mammalia; Rodentia; Bathyergidae
Gene: Nkx3-2
Product: NK3 homeobox 2
Biological process (GO): cell differentiation; regulation of transcription by RNA polymerase II
Cellular component (GO): nucleus
Molecular function (GO): DNA-binding transcription factor activity, RNA polymerase II-specific; RNA polymerase II cis-regulatory region sequence-specific DNA binding
Source: RefSeq, a predicted model, not a curated record
GCUGCUGCCCCGGCGGCCGCCCGGGGCGGCGCAGAUGGCGGUGCGCGGCGCCAACACCUUGACGCCCUUCUCCAUCCAGGCGAUCCUCAACAAGAAGGAGGAGCGCCCGGCGCCGGGGGGCACAGCGGUAACUGUGGCCGCGGCCCCCGCCGUCUGCUGCUGGCGGCUCUUUGGGGAGGCGGACAGGGGCGCGCUGCGGGGCGCAGGAGACUCUGUGCGGGCGUCUUCCGCCCGGGCCGGAACGGCGGCGGGGCAGAGCGCGGGGAGCCCGGGCGGCUGGGACUCCGACUCCGCGCUCAGCGAGGACGAGGGCCGGCGGCGAGGCACGGACGCGCCGGGAGCCAGCGGGGCCGGCCGAGCCGGGGGGGGCCCGGGCCUGGAGCCGUCCGUGUGCGAGCUGCACGGAGCCAAGGACCUGGAGGAGGAAGCGGCGGGCCGCAGCGACAGCGAGACGUCAGCCAGCGUCUCAGGCGACCGCAGCCCGAGAGCCGAGGACGACAGCGCGGGCUCAGGAGGUGCCCGCGGGCCGGGGCUGCGCAGCGGGGCCCGCGGCGGAGCGGCAGGCGCUGCGGAGGAGGAGGAGGAGGAACCGGAACCGGCGGCGCCCAAGCCGCGCAAGAAGCGCUCGCGGGCCGCCUUCUCGCACGCGCAGGUCUUCGAGCUGGAGCGCCGCUUCAACCACCAGCGCUACCUGUCGGGGCCCGAGCGCGCCGACCUGGCCGCCUCGCUGAAGCUCACCGAGACGCAGGUGAAGAUUUGGUUCCAAAACCGUCGCUACAAGACUAAGCGCCGGCAGAUGGCCGCAGACCUGCUGGCGUCCGCGCCCGCGGCCAAGAAAGUGGCGGUGAAGGUGCUGGUGCGAGACGACCAGAGACAGUACCUGCCCGGCGAGGUGCUGAGGCCGCCCUCGCUCUUGCAGCUGCAGCCGUCCUACUACUACCCAUACUACUGCCUGCCGGCCUGGGCGCUCUCCCCCUGCGCAGCCGCCGCGGGCACCCAGUGAGCGAGCGGCGCGGGAGGCGGCGAAGGAUUCCCGCGCCCGCUCCACGCGGGACCCGCUCGAGGGCGCGGAGGACGAGGCCCGCCCGGCUCGCUCUGUGGCCCGGGUCGGAACGGAGUCCGCACCGGGGAGCGCCUUUUUUCUAAUUUGGACCGAGGCUCCCCGUAGCCCAAGAGCCUCGUGUGGGCCCCGGGACACUAUUUAUUACCAGGACAAUAUAGGAUGCGGAUCUGGAUUGUGUCUGCCCGGGACGGCGUUUCCCCGGGGCGGAGAGGACUCCCGGAGAAAGUUCCCAGAAUUUCAGGCCUGCCCAGAGCUUCGUGCGCUAGGCCACACUCGUUCAUGGUAUCCAUGCUACCGAUCUAUGUGUAUCUACAUAUCUCUUAUUUUUGAAAAUUGCAUUUGUGACAAAUGAGUGCGCAACCCCGGCGGCCCCAGGCCAGGGGUUGAGGGGAACCGGAGAGGGUUUGGCGUGGACCUCUGCCUCGCCCUCCCUGGUCAGACCUCAGAGGGCGCCCUCCCGGGCGUUGAAUGUAAGGAAGAGAGCUCGUGAGCCGAGCGAGCGAGGGGCAGGCCUGGGAGCCCCAAGCGAGGAGGGCACGCUCCAUGGCUCUUCGCAGAAAUCUGCUUGCUUGCUUGCUUUUUUUUCCAGAGGAGGUUCAGACUUGUAGCACUUUGCAGUUGUUUGUGUUCAAAUAACGGUUAUUUUUGUAUUCAAUGUGAAGAUCCCAGCCUUUCCACGGCGUCCGCAGCUCCGCACCCCGCUUCCCGCGCCUGGCCUGGGACCCCCCAACACACACCUGUUCCAAGACAGGUGACCGACCCCGCCUGUCCUGUCAGCUCGCCGCUUUUCGCCUCCUUAGGGGCGCUGUGCACUCAACUAGAGUAUUAUCUUUGAAGAGAUUUGUGAAGUGUGGAAGCUGUAUUCGCUGUAUUUUUUUUCUUUAAUUUAUAAACUUCUAGUUUA